Esox lucius (northern pike) is the source of this 7556-nucleotide messenger RNA. It is a transcript of the gene rapgefl1, whose product is annotated as Rap guanine nucleotide exchange factor (GEF)-like 1. Gene Ontology annotation, molecular function: guanyl-nucleotide exchange factor activity. The transcript is spliced from 15 exons. The record is from RefSeq and is a predicted model, not a curated record. Gene Ontology annotation, cellular component: plasma membrane. The coding region runs from base 1148 to 3016 and encodes 622 amino acids. Lineage: Eukaryota; Metazoa; Chordata; Actinopteri; Esociformes; Esocidae. Gene Ontology annotation, biological process: positive regulation of GTPase activity; Ras protein signal transduction.
AUUGGCUAUUUGAGCAAGUUGGCCAAUCCACGACAAAAGAGGAAAUAGAGCAAAACGUACAACUAACAUGUAUAACAAUAGCGUUGUUUGUGACCGAUGUGAAGGGUUAACCUGCCACGCGCACACGUGUGUUUUCCGAGUCAGUCGGAGCGAACAGCUGCUCUCAAGGCAGGCACUGGAGUGCCGACACCGACAAUGCGCAACUGCAGAUGAAGGGAGAGAAGGAGGGGAGUGAGAGGGAGGGGGCGAGUUGAACAGCAAAGGUCCCAAAUACUAAAUACAGCAUAUCCACACGCCGAGUGUGUGGGUGAAACAGAUAGAGAGGAAAGCGAAAGAGGGGGGGUGUGUGUGUGUUUGUGUGUAUCAAAACAGAGCUCGUUCCACGGAAUUUUUAUUUCAGUGAAGGGAAGCUGGAGACGGCUGUACAGUAUCUGAAGAAGCUACCACACAUACGGAGGAGCAUAGGCCAUUCCCAUUGGCCAUAUUACUGCAGUAGCCUAGAUUGCUUUGACGCCAGCUGAGAUAUCACCCAUUCAUUAGGGAAAACGGCGGACAUCUCAGAGACGGAUCGCAUUUGUCGGUGUAAAACACCUACUGGGACCCCUGUUUGCCGACCGCUACUGUUAUUGUACUGAUAUCUCGUUUUUGAUUAUAGCACUGCAGUCUGCUAGCGUGUGUAUUCGGCACCUUGCGUCCGUCGCCCAGUGUGUUUGCCGCUGCGACCGCUAAGGGGUUUCGUGUUGUGCCUCUGUUGCUUCAACUACGCUGAAACGGACAAACACGCUAUUUUGACGCGCCCGAACGACUGCAGAGGUGGAGGACACUCCAGGGAGCGGUUGCUGUGGAGCAGGUUUAUGUAUUUUGUGCGAUAGAAGCUACUGAACCAGAACGUGCACAGUCGGUGAGUGAAAGCGCGGUAUCGCCAACGUCGAUAAAGACUGCUGCUCAAUCUUUCGGAUUUGCAUCCUGUCCUUUAAAAAUAAUGAUUUGGCAAAUGGGUUAAUUCUCGCCAUGCAAGAGCCAACAACGGAGAUAGGUCAAUAGAAUUACGCAUGUCUGCUUGUAUAAUGUAGUGUCAAACGUGCUGUUAAAGUUCUUCAGUUAAUAUCAAACAUCAUCAAAAAGCCUUAUUGAUUCAUUAUCAAAAAUGCCGGCGGGAAUGAAGCCCCUGGAAAAGUUUUUGAAGAAACAGACCACGGCGCUUACUCGAGCUGGUGGUUUCGGGGACAAGGCGACUGGCACGGGCGCUUCUCGGCGGCGAGCCAGCCUGUCUCGGGUGGUUCCUUUUUUCAGGGAGACCUCUCCGGAGAGCGGUCCGGCCAGGGAGGUGUUCAGCCCGGACACAGAGGAAGCCCCGUGCUGGCCCUCGGCCACUGCGGACAUUAGGAGUCCGUCGCUGUCCAGCGAUGAGCAAAGUUCCGAGGCGAGUCUGGACACGAGCUGGACCCCUCUGCCAGCGGAUACACCGGACAACCUGGCACUGGCGAUCUUGGAAAGUGUAGCGGGCAAACGAUAUGGCAACUGCACAGAAACCCUCCUGGAUGACUUUAUGUUGACACACCCAAUCUUCCUGGCCUCGGACAGGUUCCAGCAGGUCCUUCUGCAGCAAUUUGGCUUUGAGGGCAAGGCAGCAGAGGACUGGCCAUGUUGGGACGGAGCCGAAAGGAAGCAGGCGGUGCUGAGCGUGGCCUUCCGUUACCUGGACACCUACAGAGAACUGCUGCAGGAGGAGGGAGACCGCUCCAACAGCUUCCCCAAGGAACUCUAUAUGUGUGCAGUGCAAGAGCUGAGCCGGUUCCCCGAGCUGGUGGAGGACGUGCUGAAGCUUCAGCGCUGGACUGAGAUCCUCCAAUGCCCCAGCUCAGAGGAGGACCAGGAGAGCCGCAGGAAACAGGUUCGCCCUCUUUUCCGUCACUUCCGGCGCAUCGAUGCCUGCUUGCAGCCCCGGGAGGCCUUCAGAGGCUCCGACGAGAUCUUCUGCAGGGUGUAUACGCCGGACCACUCAUACGUGACAAUCCGCAGCCGUCUGUCGUGUCGCGUCGGCGAGAUCCUGGCCCAGGUCAGGGAGAAGCUGCAGUACAGCGAGGACCAGCCCACCCAACCUGGCAACCUGUUGCUGGUGGCCGUCACGUCGGCUGGGGAGAAGGCCGUGUUCCGACCUAGCGACGAGGCGGUCUUCACCACCCUGGGAGUCAACACCCAUCUUUUUGCCUGCGAACCCUCUGAGCUGGAGAACCUGCUCCCCCUCCCUGAGGAGAUCCACUGGUCGCCCGGUGACAGUAAACUCCAUGACAUGAGUGCAGAGGAGGUGGCCAAUCAGCUGGUGGUGUUCGACUGGGAGCUCUUCAGCUGCGUGCACGAGGUGGAGUUUGUGUGCUACGUGUUCCACGGCGAGCAGGCCCGCUGGCGCCCCCUCAAUCUGGAGCUGGUGCUGCAACGCUGCAGUGAGGUUCAGCACUGGGUCGCCACGGAGAUACUGCAGUGCCAGUCACUGCCCAAGAGGGUGCAGCUCCUCCGCAAGUUCAUCAAGAUCGCAGCUCUGUGUAAGCAGCAGCAGGACCUGCUGUCCUUCCUGGCUGUGGUUCUGGGGCUGGACAACCCUGCUGUCAGCCGCCUUCGCCUCACCUGGGAGGGCCUCCCCGGGAAGUUCAGGAAGCAGUUCCAGCAGUUUGAGAGCAUUGCGGACCCAUCCAGGAACCACAAGUCCUACAGAGACCUGAUGGCCAGCCUCAGACCCCCUCUGAUCCCCUUCACACCCCUGUUGCUCAAAGACCUAACCUUCCUCCACGAGAGCUGUAAGUCGUUCCAUGGGGAGCUGGUGAACUUUGAGAAAAUGCAUAAAGUUGCAGAGAUGGUAAGGAGCAUCAGACGAUACAGGAGCUCUCAACUGGCUAUGGAUGCGGAGCCUUCCCCCUCCCACCUCCAGACCAAGGCCUAUGUUCGCCAGCUGCAGGUCAUCGACAAUCAGAACCUGCUCUUUGACAUGUCCUGCAAGCUGGAGCCCAAAGACAUGUGAGCUGGAGUGGGAACAGGGAUCAUCAGACCUGCCCCCCCCCCUUUCACUGGCAUCAACUAUGAUUGGAUAAACUGGCUGAGACUUUUUUGUAACUUUGCUUUAAUUGGUGUUUUACAUGCUUCCCCCCUCCCCCCUCUUGGCUUUCUUGGCAUUAGCCAUGGCAGACUUUUGUGUAAAAUACUCAGACUGCCGGAAACGGGUGAGAAAAAUAACUCAAACUAAUUUCUUUGAAGCUUUUUUGGGUGUGAUUUACUGAGUUGAUGUGUGAGGAGAACGGGAAGUCCCAGGACCUACGUGAACAGCAGAUUGGACAGCCAUUUUGGACAAAAGAUGAGAAUUGAUUUGAUAGGACUGCCAAUAGGACAACGUGAAUGGAUGAAUUAUAAGCUUUUGCUCCAGCAUCAACUCAUGCUUUUGCUUUCACAUCCAAGUGAAGGCUGUCCAGUUUGCACUGCCACCAAAAUGUCCCACCCUAACUGAACCUGACCAGGAUGAAUCCUUUUAGCCCAGAAGGCUAAAGGUCAGUUUUAUUGUGCUAGACCAGUUCUCCUUGGCAUUUGACCCCGAUACAGACAAACUUGUCCCACCUUUCCUGUGUGAACUAAGACAUGAGACAAUCCAACCCUGUGACCUCUAAACUAUUGACUUUUGACCCCUUUCCUCUCAGUCAGACAACAUGGGCACUUACCCCAGUGGCUUCGCUCAGUGAGUCAGCAAUGGUCAGACAACAGAAAAGAUACCCAUUUGCUAGUUUAUACUAGUAUUUCUGGGCUUAAAUAAACCCUGAGUUUGCACCUCUGGACAAAAGCUGCCACUGUGAAACCAGAUGUGACAUGGUGGAAUGUCUCAGAACCCUAUUAUGUGCCGCAUGCUUAUUGGCUCCUCACAUCAAAGAGCUCUCUCAUUGGUUGAGUAAAUCUUUGACAGCUAAUAAUCCCACCCAUUCAGACAGAGGCCUCAGGUUCACCAUCACGAGAAAAACCCUUCUAUAUGUACAGUACAGAUGAUGGCAGGCCAACAUAUUUGUAUUAACAAAGCACUUUUGCCUGACCUCAGGGCACAUUUCAAUGAGGAAGAAUAGUGAGAAUUGUUUGUGAUUAUAUAAUAUUUUCAGUUUAGCUCAGUUCAAUAUAAUUGUUUUCCUUGUAUAGUACUGCAAUUUAACAAAGCCAUUGUCGCAGAACGCUGAACUAAGAUGAACAAUCCCCUCCACUGGUAUUCUUCACUGGAAUUACAGUUUCAAAAAAAUUCUGAUAGAUUACUUUUCCCAUUUAAAAACAAAUAGUUAACACCUGGACUCAGUGAGGUUGACACCACUUGUUUGCCUGCGAAUCUCUCAGGAUCACUUCCUGGGUCACUGGAGGCUGUCUGGCGACGCCUGUACGAUAAAGCUGUAAUGUAAAUACUGUGUGUAAAUAGCUAAAUAAUAUGGAGACUCUAUUUUAUGUAUGAUGUUGCGAGAUGGUUACUCGUGGAAAUUAUUGUUUUGUAAAUCUGAGAAUGGGUGUACAGUUUAAAAAAGAAAGAAAAUGGAAACAGAAAUGGAGUCUGCUACUAUAGUUGAAGUGCAUUGAUGAAUUGUACAGCAUAUUUUUCUUUCUUAAAGAGAGUAUACCCAAAUAAAUAAAAUUACAUUUGUUUCCUUAAUCUGUAAGCAGUCUAUGGAGAGGGUUUGACUGCCAUCCAUGUUUUAGUUUUUCCUUGAUUUCCAGCCUCUCCAAAUGCUAACGUUUUAGCAUUUGUUUCACCAAUUCCAAUCAAGUGAUGGUACAUACAUUAGCAUUUAUAAUAAAUGCUGUCCAACUCAUCCAAAGGUUUCUGAAAUGAUUAUGAAGCUCAACAGUCACUUACAGACAGAUUCUAUGAAAAAGUCUAAAAUGCUAAUACUGCUAAGAUGACUUUGGGAUUUGUUCAACAAAUGACUAAAAAUCAUGAUAAAAAUGUUGUUUUGCACAUCAGUUUCGAAUAAUUUAGUCCCUUAUUAUUUGUACAGGGAUUUAUUUUUUAUUUUGGCUAUACUCACAAACGUUUGUAUUUGAAAUCCAAAAAUUACAAUGAGGUCAGUGUCUGCAUUUCCAGGUGUUAUUUAAGAUGCACACAAAUUGGUUUCACCCAUUUUAAAAUCACAAACGUUUUAUAUAGAGUUCCCCUAUUUUAAUGCACCAAAACUGUGAGGACGUUUGGCUUGACAGGUGUUUCUGGUUAGUCUGGUGAGCUCUGUCACAUCAUUUAAGUUGGCAUUAGAGUAUUGUCUAUGGCUAGACUUGACUGAUUGGCUGUGUUUUAGUCUGCUAUUUUUACCUCUCAACAUGAUGACUGAAGCGGUGUCUAUGAAAGACAGGAAACCAGACUGUAAUAUAACUUAAAAACAUCGCUAAAAUCUAAGGCUUACCAAAACCAACAGAAGGACAAAGGAUGGAAACGGGUGAAGCUGGUCAAAAAAGACCUACACUGCAUGGCCAAAGCAGACUUACUCUAAGGAAGAAAAAUAAAUAAAACUGUCUGACAGAUCAAAAUCAAUCUCCAGGAAACUGGCGUGAAUGUGUCAGCUACAACCAUCUGGAAAGACUUCAACAGCAGAACUGACAGAAUACAACCCAGGGUAGAAAUUGUAUUUAGCUUCAAAAAGGGAAGAUAGCCAGCAUCUGGUGGGGUCAGAACCAACCUGGCAAAGCCUCACCAGGGAAGACACCCAGCAUCUGAUGUCAGCACCGACCUGGCACAGCCUCACCAGGGAAGACACCCAGCAUCUGAUGUCAGCACCGACCUGGCACAGCCUCACCAGGGAAGACACCCAGCAUCUGAUGUCAGCACCGACCUGGCACAGCCUCACCAGGGAAGACACCCAGCAUCUGAUGUCAGCACCGACCUGGCACAGCCUCACCAGGGAAGACACCCAGCAUCUGAUGUCAGCACCGACCUGGCACAGCCUCACCAGGGAAGACACCCAGCAUCUGAUGUCAGCACCGACCUGGCACAGCCUCACCAGGGAAGACACCCAGCAUCUGAUGUCAGCACCGACCUGGCACAGCCUCACCAGGGAAGAUACCCAGCAUCUGAUGUCAGCACCGACCUGGCACAGCCUCACCAGGGAAGAUACCCAGCAUCUGAUGUCAGCACCGACCUAGCACAGCCUCACCAGGGAAGAUACCCAGUGUCUGGUAGGGUCAGCACUGACCUGACACAGCCUCACCAGGGAAGAUACCCAGCAUCUGAUGUCACUACCGACCUGGAACAGCCUCACCAGGGAAGACACCCAGCGUCUGGUAGGGUCAGCACUGACCUGGUAGAGUCAGGGCCACAUAGACUUGCGGGAGUUGCAAAGGAUGUGGUUGUGACCAGAUACUAAACGCAAGUUCUGUCCCAAUACUUCAUGUGCUCUUAAAUAGUACAGCUUAGAAAUGUGGUCAUUUCAAAAUGGUGAAACCAAUAUAUACACACACACCAUUGAAUAAUAAAAGGUUUAAAAUACCAUUCACUUAACUUUCAAAUAUUCAGAAACUAUUUCAAUUUCAGAAAAAACAUUUGUGUAAGUGGAAAACAUUCCCUUCUCUCAAUAAUUACAGAGGACAAUGCAUGUAUUUGUGCCUUUGUUGAGCUUCACAAUCAGUUUAAAAUUAUUUUGACUGAUUUAGCAAUUUUCCAUGUAUAACGCUACUAUCAGUACUUGGACUUGAAUGGGAUUCCUGCCACAAAUGCGAAAAGGUCAGCAUUUUGAAGUUAAAACAAACUUUGAUGGCGUACCUUGCCCACAAACAGCUUACAAAGAUGAAAAAUGUAAUUUUGGUGAACUACCUUUAAGUGAGAUGGGGUGGGAGGGGAUUUGUUUUUGUAUAGAAGUCAGUGUUUACAGUCAUCUCUCCUGAAACUCAGAUAUUAGACAUGGCUCAAGGUUAUAUCAGUGCAGUUGUAUUAAUCAGUGGAUCUGGGAGAAUUUGUUAGGUAGUAGCCUCUAAGACCAGGCAAGACAUGGAGGCAUGACAUCACAAAACUAGGUAGGUCAUAAUACUGCCACCAUGUCCGGUGAUUGGAUUAGUCACUUUGCCAAUUUCUAACGUGUCCAUUGUGAUACGGUAUGGUUUGAUACGGUAUGGUUUUUCGUUUACACCAUCUUGCAACUAUGUACACAAGUAAACAAAAUAUUAAAUGUGGGCACAAGACACGUGUGAACUUGCAAUAAAAAUGUUAUAUAUACCUAUAUCUCUGUAUGUAGUUAUAUAGUUUCCAGUGCUAUGCAGAGAGGGCUGAAAUGCUUCUGGGAUUGUUUGAUUAAUCACAGUUUGAGUCUUCAAUUCCAUUGGUAAGUACAAAUGUAGGUUUGGUUCUAGCCACGUUUGAUGGGGUGCUUGGAGUCCCUACUCCAAAUCAGUUAUUUAUCAGCCCUCCCGGCCUGGAGCUGAGUGCUCUUCCACCUAGCCAGUCGUCCCAGAUCCAAACAAGUGCUUAAGAGUUUGGGGCAUCUAUCUGCCCAGUUUACCUUGAGGAGGUCCAUUACUUUGGCCUCAGCUACUACGUACUUAAAUAAAGCCUCUUAUGAUGA